This is a messenger RNA of Helianthus annuus (common sunflower), 1359 nucleotides long. RefSeq lists its product as uncharacterized. NCBI's taxonomy places the organism in Eukaryota, Viridiplantae, Streptophyta, Magnoliopsida, Asterales, Asteraceae. The transcript has 3 exons. Bases 1 to 1359 code for a protein of 452 amino acids. The record is from RefSeq and is a predicted model, not a curated record. Gene Ontology annotation, molecular function: nucleic acid binding; zinc ion binding.
AUGGAGAGUGCACUUUCUUGGUGGAACCUUCAGGUUCAGACCAAAGGUGAAGCUGCUGCAUACGCAAUGAGCUGGGACGAGCUCAAAGAACUGAUGAGAAAGAAAUACUACUCAAGGGCUGAAAUUCAGAAGCUUGAGACGGAAUUUUGGAACUUAAAGAUGGACGGACCAAAAAUUUCUGAAUACAUUCAACGUUUCCACGAUUUAUCCAGGAUUGUCCCCUACCUGGUGGAGCCUGAAUUUAAGAGAAUUGAGAGAUUCAUUUGGGGUCUUGCUCCAGAAAUCCUGAGCAUGGUCACUUCUUCGAAGCCUCCCACUAUCGCUGAGGCUAUUAAUUUGAGUGUGGCACUCACUGAAGAAGCACCCCGUUUAGGAAAAUUCUCUAAGUCUGGAUACGCGUGUUGGUUUGGUGCGGGACGCGGUAAUAGGAAUCAAGGAGGAAAUGGUAACCAAGGUGGUAACGGUAAUCAAAAUGGUAAUAGGAACCAAGGUGGGAAUGGAAAUCAAGGAGGAAAUGUGAACCGAGGCGGAAAUGGUAAUCAAGCUGGCAAUGGGAAUCGAGGAGGAAACAAUAAUAAUAAUCAAGGGGGAAAUGGUAAUAGACUAGGCCAGACCUGUUAUGGCUGCGGAGACAUGGGGCAUUUCAAGAGAGAUUGCCCUAAAGAUAAUCAAGCCCGUGGAAGAGUGUUCACGGUUGGAGCACGUGAAGCAUGCCAGGACCCGAAUGUGGUUAUGGAGUUUAAGAAUACACCUGGCCUAGUUUCGAGUAAGCUAGACAUCUCAUAUUCUAUAGAACUGGCAAAUGGAAAAUUAGUUGAAGCAAAUGAGGUGAUUAAGGGCUGUACACUCGAACUUGGAGAGCGAGAAUUUUCAAUUGAUCUAUUACCCGUUGAUUUGGGAAGUUUCGACGUUGUUUUUGGGAUGGAUUGGUUGUUUGAGAACCAGGCGGAAGUGGUUUGCCACGAGAAAACCAUCCACAUCCCACUGUUGAAUGGAGAAACGCUUGUGAUUCAUGGGGAAAAGCGCGAGACGCCCCUACGAAUUAUUAAUUGCAUGAAGGCGCAGAAGUGCCUCCGAAAAGGCUUCAUAGCCUUCCUCGCCCACGUCAUCGACAAGGAGACCAAGGAGCCAAAAUUAGAAGACAUCCCCGUUGUGAAGGAAUUUCCAGAAGUCUUUCCCGAAGACUUGCCUGGGCUACCUCCACAGCGACAAGUGGAGUUUCGAAUAGACUUAGUGCUAGGAGCGGCACAAGUGGCAAAGGCAUCAUACCGUCUAGCUCCGUCAGAAAUGCAGGAGCUAUCGACUCAGCUACAAGAGUUGUUAGAUAAGGGAUUUAUUAGGCCGAGCUUUUCACCAUGA